Molecule: messenger RNA, 453 nt
Organism: Zymoseptoria tritici IPO323
Lineage: Eukaryota; Fungi; Ascomycota; Dothideomycetes; Mycosphaerellales; Mycosphaerellaceae
Exons: 2
Coding region: 1-453 (150 amino acids)
Source: RefSeq, a predicted model, not a curated record
AUGGGCGCCGAACUAUCGAGGACAUCUCUGUCUGAGGAGGAAGAACGAGCCUGCCAGCAGAAAGGAAGGGACAUGGUGCUGGACAAUCUCUACGGGCCUUCUAGAAAGCGUGCGCCGGCAAGAAAAGAUUCCGUCGCCAUACUGACCUGCGACGAGCUCAUCGGCGCAAAUGUUGCACUCGUCACAUCUCACUUCGGGGUAGAGAGCUUUGAAGGAACUGCGCAGAAUCCAGCGGUAUGCGAGGAGAGUGAGGACGACAAGGACGAGGAAGAUGGUACCACAGUUGUGCCAAAAGAGGACGAAGGCGACUCCUCGAACGGGAUGUCAUCAGACGAUGAAGAGCCCGACGAACAUCCUUCCCCUGACUAUCAGAACUCGGCUCUGAGGACUCCGCAGGUGCUAAUGGGCGCAUUCGAAACGACAGCGAAGAACGCGAGGAAGCCACACCAAUGA